Molecule: messenger RNA, 1092 nt
Organism: Asterias rubens (European starfish)
Lineage: Eukaryota; Metazoa; Echinodermata; Asteroidea; Forcipulatida; Asteriidae
Product: melatonin receptor type 1B-B-like
Exons: 1
Coding region: 1-1092 (363 amino acids)
Biological process (GO): G protein-coupled receptor signaling pathway
Cellular component (GO): membrane
Molecular function (GO): G protein-coupled receptor activity
Source: RefSeq, a predicted model, not a curated record
AUGAAUACUACUGAAGCUGGGGCGUUCUCUAUUGGCCACAACAUCGACUACACCAAGGAUUUCAGUGCCAAUGUUGUGUUCCUCAUCUGUACAGUCAUUAUGCUGAUCAUGGGUUUGGUGGGGAACAUUCUUGUGAUAGGAGCAGUUUUGGUGCACAAGAGACUUAGGGUUCUCAGCAAUGUUUUCGUAAUUAACCUCGCCGUUGCGGACCUGUGCGUAACUAUCGUUGUAGACAGCUUUGGUAUCGUAGGAAUAGCGAGCGAGGGGACAUUCUUUGACGAUAAACGCGUGCUUUGCGACAUGGUUGGCGUGUUCUGCGUCACGUCGUGCGCAUGCUCAAUGUGGAACAUCGCCCACAUCAGCUUCAAUCGUUACGUCCGUAUCUGCCACCACACGGUAUACCCAAAGAUCUACAACGUACAAACUGUGCCGUUCAUUGUGGCCGGUACCUGGCUCAUAUGCUUUUGCAUUGAUCUGCCCAAUCUGCUUGGCUGGGGAGCUCAUAAUUUUGAUGCUAGGAUCAUGAUGUGUACCUAUGAUUACAAGGAGUCGUACACCUACACUGUGUUUUUCGUGAGCCUUGGGUUUGGCGUACCGCUACUUGUUACAUCUUUCUCGUACGUCCGUAUCAUCUUCAUUGUAAAACGGGCCGAGAGUAACGCAAGGCGGUCCGCAGAGGAUGACGUACAGACUGUUACUGGUAACGUACAGUGGGCGAGCUCCGUAAAGGGAACGACCAAUAAACGCAACAAAUUACGAAAUACGGAUAUCCGUUUGCUGCGUUCCGUUUUCACCAUAUGGGUGGUGUUCACUGUGAUGUGGUCGCCGUACGCCCUCACCGUCCUGGGGGAUGUGUACCACGUGUGGUCUCGUAAUAUUUAUGUCGUAGCUGUAAUUCUGGCCCACACCAACAGCAGCAUCAACGGGAUCCUGUAUGCUGCCACCAACCGUCACUUCCGGGAGGGUUACACCUACCUAAUUUUGCGUUGCUUCAGAGGAAGGAGAGUGUCGCCUGAGAUGAUCGACAUGGACACCACAAUGGCAGCAAAACCGAGUGGUCGAACCUCCGACGAAGAAAAAGAGACACUGUAG